This is a messenger RNA of Micromonas commoda, 2478 nucleotides long. RefSeq lists its product with no specific name. Bases 1 to 2361 code for a protein of 786 amino acids. The record is from RefSeq and is a predicted model, not a curated record. The transcript has a single exon. Lineage: Eukaryota; Viridiplantae; Chlorophyta; Mamiellophyceae; Mamiellales; Mamiellaceae.
AUGGGCAACAAGGCGAAGAGGUCGAAGGUUAAGACCCCUCCGGACGCGGCCGUCAAGCCCGCGUUCCGCAACCCCUUCAUCUCCCCCGAGGGUAAGCCCGCGCCGGUCGCCAAGCCGCCCGAGACUUCCAAGCCGCCGGUCGACGCGCUCUCGCCGUCCACCCCCUCGAUCGGCUCCCCGAGCGGAUCCCCCGAAGACAAGGCUUCCAAGCCCCCCGUCCACGCCGACGACGCGAAGACUCCGCCCGCGGCGACCGCGCUCCACGGCGACCUCGCCGACGACGGCUCGAGCCCCGUGUACGACACGGACUCGCCGGGUUCCGAGCUGAGAUCCCCGGCGCAGAAAGCCAUGGACCGAAGCGCUCUGCGUUCGAACCCGAUGUUCGUCGACGGCGGCGACGACGACGACUCCAUCGACGCGGACACCCUGCCCAUGGAACUCUCGCCGGAGCCCCCAACCCCGGCGCCGCGCGUCGCCCGCGCCGGUUCACAUCCCCCGCUCAAAACGGCCGCUCAAAACGGCGGCAUCGUUACUAAGACGUGCUUCCUCUGCGGCGACGAAUGCGGCGACGGCGAGGCUCCGAGGCAGAAGGAUCGCGCCGGUCGCUACUCGCACGUCGCGUGCGUCCGGCUGAUGCGCAGGGCCGCGGACGCGUGCGCCGCCGCAUCCAAAACGGAGGAGGGCCCCGCCGACCUCCCGGUUGAGGGGUCGUCGGCGGGUGGAGGAGGAGGAGCAUCGAUGGAGGGCGUCGCAUCGAGCGCGUCGUUGAUGGGCGAGCUUCGCGCGGCGCUCGUCGAGACCCAAGGGUUCGCGUCAGCCGUCGACGCCGCCGGCGCGUUUCUCUUCGACACCCCCUCGUCGUCGCCGUCCAAGACGUCAACGUAUUCGCGGGACGGCGUCCUCGGCACCCAGACGGGCGCCCAGACGGGCACUGGUAGGCACCCCGGUGGGCACCCCGGCACCCCCGUGGUGGACGUCGCGUUCCUCGACGCGGUGCGCGGACCUCCGCCGCGACGCACCGGGUCUUCCACGUCCAGACCCGGGACGUACCGCAGGCUCUCUCUCGCCGACGGGUAUAACGGGUCUGGGUCUUACGCUUCGUCGGCGUCCGCGAGGCGCUCGCCCGGCGUCGCCAUGCGAAGCUCCGGGCCCACGGGGUACUCACUCCCGGGCACGCCGCGGAACGACGAGAGCAUCGAGAACGGGGACGGCACGAACGGUCGAGGGAGCACGAAUGCAAAUGCCAAUAAUGCCGAUGCCAAUAACUCGGCGAGUGCGAAUGCCCUGACCCUCGACGCGAGCGCGAGUUACGUCGACGCGUUCAAAAGAGCGGCACUCGGAAGGGACUCGGAGCCCGCGCUCAAGGAGAAGGUGGCCGCGUGCGCGCGAUCCCUGUUCCGGCUGCGAGACAGCUCCGAGCCCCUCCUCGGCGUGUACGGGUGCUGCAAGGGGGAGAACCCGUUGGAGAGCGGGGAGAUGUUCGUAUUCGCGAGGCACGUCUGCUUCCGCCGGACAAAAACCGCGUUGUUCGACCCGGCCGAAUCCAUCGCGCCGACGAAGUUUGCCGUUCCCGCCGCGGCCGUCGUGGACGCCACCCCGAACCCUUCGGUGUACCCCUUCGGCGCGAUUCUCCUCUCCAUCGACGGCGUCGGCGACCCGUGGCUGUUUUCGUUCUUCACCGAGCGCUCAUCCGCGAUUGAGACGAUUAACAAUAUGUUGGAUGCGGCGAUUGACCCGGUGCGAAGGUCGGCGAUGAGGGCCAAGCACGCGGAGGAACGGGAGCGACGUGAGACUUACCGGGAGUGCCCACGGGACGCGUCGCGCGGUUCAAUCGAGAGUUUGGCGGAGUUUGAUAAGGAAAACGCGCCGCCGCGGAACGGCGCGACGAAAACCGCGGCGGAGAUUAUCAGCGAGAGCGUCCUCGAGGCGGCGGCGGUGAAGGCGGCGAAAGACGCGGGUGCCCACUCGGGUGCCGACGCGGGUGCCCACUCGGACGCCGCUCCCUCGCCGACGAGAUCCGUGCUGGACCUCAACGAGAGCACGGACCCGAGGGACAAGUGGCACUGCACUCGCACGAGCGCUGUUAAACGAAUCCUGUACAGCGUCGUCGGCGUCGUCGCGCUCGCGUUCGGGGGCGUGGGCGAGGCGGUGACGCGGGCGCGGGAGGCGCACGCGUUGGCGAAGAGGCGCGACGAUCGGUUCCCGCGAAGAAGACGGAAGGGUGCGGACAAGGGUGCAAAAAACUCGGGCGACGUCAAGGGUACUUACCGGGAGGCGGGCAAGGCGAAGAAGGCUGUCGCGCCGGCUCGCAAACAAAACGGACUCAAGCCCAAGCGGGGUUGGGAGCCGAUCCGUUUGUGACGAGAGACGCGCUUAACGUGAUGACGUGGGUGUCGCGCUUAACGUGAUCUACGAAUCAGUAUCGACAAUUAAAAGGGCACUACGCCACUAAAGAAUUCACACACCAGCCGCCUAUUC